This is a messenger RNA of Aphis gossypii (cotton aphid), 1299 nucleotides long. RefSeq lists its product as uncharacterized. Bases 47 to 1288 code for a protein of 413 amino acids. Lineage: Eukaryota; Metazoa; Arthropoda; Insecta; Hemiptera; Aphididae. The record is from RefSeq and is a predicted model, not a curated record. The transcript has 11 exons.
UAUGCCAAUAUUCUUAUGCGAUUCGUAAUUUACAUAUUUAUAAGGGAUGGAAUAUGAAAAGAGAAAACAAAAAUAUCUUGAUAAAUUGAAAAAAACAUCAUCAAAAGGAUUAUACAAAUCCACAGGAGUCUUAGAUAUUCAACACGAUAAUUCAUUAUGUUUUAAUGAAAGUAAUCAAAAAUAUGUAGAACCAAAAUGCGAACCUAAUGAUUUGUUGGCUAAAGUUGAAUGUUACAUUAGAGCAAAUCCAUCGUCUCAUAUUACUAAGAAUCGUUUAACUGUCAAGAGAGGUUUAGACUACCGUAUUUUAGCUUCGAAUUUUCAAAAUAAUGUUAUACAGAAGUCAUAUGAUGUACAAGAUUUAGAGAAUGUAAUUUCUUUCAUAAAACCAAAGCGGAAGCUAGUGAACUAUAAGCCAGAUACUAAAAUAAAAUUUGGCCCUCCUGAUGCUACUUCCACAGUAAAACACAAUCAAGCACAAUCUGAACCAAUUUCUCGAAAACAAAUAUUUAAGCCAGCUGCUGUUAUUAAAAAUACAAAAUAUGAAAUGAGUGAAAAAAUUCACCGUACUGAAUAUUCCAGUUCACUAACAUCGACUUCAUCAAAGAUUAUCAAAAGUAAUAUGAAAGGAACUACAAGUACGUUUAUGGAUUCAGGGAUAAAUAAAAACCAAUGCAUCGGUAUAGAACAGAAAAUAAAUUUAACUUAUUGUUUAUACAAGGAGUUUGUUAUUACGCAUUGUGAUGAAAUUAUAAGUAUGAACAAGAAUUUUUACCCAAAUAGUGAUUAUAGCGUAAAUUUAAAAAAGCAACUUCGGCGAGUUCAAUUUAAACACCAGAAUCAACAGAACACAAAAAAUACAAAACUUAUGGAUUGUACAGACCCGGUUAAUAAUGAUUUUAAUAAUAUGUCAUCGAUUUCUAGUGGCAGUGAUUUCAUUUUUAAACCAGUUGUUGACUUAUUUAAAAGCCCAGACUCUUGUAUCACAAAAUCAUCUCAAGAUAGCUUCGUUUGUUCAACACAGGAAAUAUUAUUUACUAAUUCAGACGAUUCCAUAAAUAUUGACGAAGUUAAGCUAGAACUAAAUGAAGAAUACUUUUCUUCUCCAGAGAUCUGCAUAAAUGAAAAUACGAAAAAUUCGUGUCAAAUAAAAAUAACUGAUUAUCAAUCACGAUCGACAUUUCAUACGGUUUUGGAGAAAGGCAAUCAAAAAUCAAAAAAUAUUAUAAGGUCAAGUUCGAUUAGUUCAGAAGAUAGUUUUAAAUAUUACAGAAAAAAAAUGUUUUAAAAAUAACAAGU